Molecule: messenger RNA, 536 nt
Organism: Dreissena polymorpha
Lineage: Eukaryota; Metazoa; Mollusca; Bivalvia; Myida; Dreissenidae
Exons: 3
Coding region: 12-386 (124 amino acids)
Source: RefSeq, a predicted model, not a curated record
UUACCAAGGUAAUGCCGACAUCGAGCCAGGCGCUCAUACUUAAGAAAGGCGUACUGACGGAGGAUGAAGUGCGACCGACGUCGUCGGGACAUUGGCCGGGAUCUCAGUGCUCUGUGCCGACAGGUGUGAGAUCAGGUCCCCAGUACGCGUUCCGUACCCCGGUCCACUGCAGCAUCGUGACCGUCUACAACUUUGGGCAGGGGCCGGUGGGCGGGGGAGAGACAACCGGACCCCGACGCUAUGCACGCCCUUGGGCGCGAGUCUGCGCAGCUCUUCAAGCAUCAACCGCUACCGAGGGGUUACACCAGCAUCCUCGCAUUCGACCCAGACUCGAAAUCUUAUCAGUGGCGUGCGCAGGGCGGGUCUGGUUCCUCCAUGGAAGUUGAUAAAGUGGACAGCCGGCCCACUUCCGGUCGGUGUCGGCCCUUUACCGCCGGGCCAGACAGAUCGUUCAUCUCUGCAAAUGUAAAUGGUCGGUAAUUGAAUACAGCCCGUCUUAUAGAACAUCAUACGAUACAUAUUUUAGCCCUGGGAAA